Molecule: messenger RNA, 5630 nt
Organism: Kockovaella imperatae
Lineage: Eukaryota; Fungi; Basidiomycota; Tremellomycetes; Tremellales; Cuniculitremaceae
Product: putative RNA helicase
Exons: 25
Coding region: 166-5355 (1729 amino acids)
Cellular component (GO): nucleus
Molecular function (GO): nucleic acid binding; ATP binding; ATP hydrolysis activity
Source: RefSeq, a predicted model, not a curated record
GAUGUCCCUCGGCGACUUGUUGGUUCGCAUUUUCGGAUCCGAAGUUUGAUCGAAAAGUCCAGUUGUAACUCAUCGAUGACAUCCUAGCCUAGAUUCGUCAUCAGUAGAGCAUUCUGCACAGUAGGAGGUCCCGGAAACCCCAGUAUCAUCUGAGGAGAGCCAGAAAUGUCCAUAUCGGCCUUUAUAGAUGGUCUGCUUGACCCGGCGGAUUCCAACCCCUCCUCAUCCCAAGAAUGGGACGCCUUCCUGAAGGAGUAUGAGCGUGAUAGACGAAUCAGCGACGGCACUGAGCAAGAUGACCAAAAUAUCGAUCCUUCACUAUACGCUACGAGUCCUUAUCCGUCGCUCCUUGACCUCAUUCCGAAGCGCGGAGAAGCAUCUUCUUCGAGGCUUCCGGCAGAGCCCUCAUCCCCAUCGCCAGACACCGGCGGGCCAAUGUCCAGAUCAUCAUCAGGAGGCGUCUCAUCCUCUCUAGCUUCGCGUAUACAAGCCCGCCUCAACACAACCCAGACCUUGAACUCGUUGUUGGUUCUUCUUAGAUCCCCGCGAUCCAAUGACGAGAUACAGCUUGAGCUGGUCGAAAUCCUUGGCUUUGAAGGCGACGGUCUUCAGCUCGUGGAAGAGAUCUGUAAACCGGGAGCCAGGCAAGUGCUCCUCGAUCAAAUGAGUGAUACUCCCGGAGUCGCCUCGCGAGCAAAGAACAAAAAGCCGACAUCUAAUGGGAUCAACAGCUAUCUACCCUCCUCUCGACUCAACGUCACCGCCUCCAGGGGCAAAGACAAGCGAAAGAUCGACAUCAAGGAACUCAUCGGAACGGAGGAGGACAUCCAGAGACGCAUACAGGAACAGCUCAACGGUCCCAAUCCAAUGUUCUCUGCUGACGGCCCGCGAUUGAUCGAGCACGAAGUUCUGCCGCAUGUCUACUCUAGCGGCACGGCUUCGGCGUUCAUGUCGUACGGUCAAAAGCUCGCCCUGCCGGAAGGAACGAAGAGAGAGUAUUCAGAUAACUACGAGGAGGUCACUGUCCCCCCAAAUCGACCGAUCCCUCUCAAAUUCGGCGAGAAGCCAGUCCGCAUUGUAGAUCUCCCUCCGCUGGCACGGGGCUGCUUUCCGAAAUACGUCACCCUGAAUAGAAUGCAGAGCAUUGUCCAGCCGACCGCCAUGGACACGAAUGAAAAUAUGCUCAUCUGUGCGCCUACCGGUGCAGGAAAAACAGAUGUUGCCAUCAUGUCAAUUAUCAGAGUGCUUUCUCAGCACAUCAAAUCCGAAUCCUCGGCAACCUUUCAGCUCGAUCUCAACGCUUUCAAGAUCAUUUAUGUGGCGCCCAUGAAAGCCCUUGCCGCUGAGAUCACCCGAAAAUUUGGGAAGCGUCUCGCUUGGCUCAAUGUCAAAGUUCGAGAACUCACUGGAGAUAUGCAAUUGACCCGUCAAGAAAUCGAUGAUACCCAAAUCAUCGUCACCACACCGGAGAAAUGGGACGUUGUCACCCGGAAGCCGACUGGCGAAGGCGAAUUGGCAUCCAAAGUCAAACUGUUGAUUAUCGACGAAGUGCACCUGUUGAACGAAGAGCGAGGUGCGGUCAUCGAGACGAUCGUAGCAAGGACUUUGCGACAGGUCGAGUCAAGUCAAUCAUUGAUCCGAAUCGUGGGUCUCAGUGCCACGCUGCCGAAUUACAUCGAUGUCAGCGACUUCUUGAGGGUCAAUCGGUACCAAGGCCUUUUCUUCUUUGACGGCUCUUUCCGUCCAGUGCCACUCGAGCAACACUUCAUCGGAGUCCAAGGCAAGCCCCGCAGUCAGGCUCUGAUCCGGAAUAUGGACAAUUCAGUCUUUGAAAAGGUCUCUGAGCUUGUCAAAGAGGGCCACCAAGUCAUGGUCUUUGUCCAUGCCCGAAAGGAAACCGUCAAGACUGCUCAGCGUUUGCUUGAGAUGGCUAAAGAGGAAGCGAUGACUUCGUAUUUUGACCCAUCAGACCACCCAAAGUAUGAGUUCUACAAGCGAGACAUCGGUACCUCACGGAACAAAGAGAUGAAAGAGCUGUUUAGCGCUGGAUUUGGAAUUCAUCACGCGGGCAUGCUCCGCUCGGAUAGAAAUAUGAUGGAACGGAUGUUUGAGGACCAGGCGAUUAAGGUCUUAUGCUGUACAUCUACCCUCGCGUGGGGUGUCAAUCUUCCAGCCCAUGCUGUCGUGAUCAAGGGCACUCAAGUCUACGACAGUAGCCGAGGUGCAUUUGUCGAUCUCUCCGUCCUGGACGUGCUCCAAAUCUUUGGUCGAGCCGGUCGGCCGGGAUACGAGACCAGUGGUGUUGGUUAUAUCUGCACGACUCAGGACAAACUCGAGCAUUACCUCUACUCUGUCAUGGCACAGCAUCCGAUCGAAUCCAAAUUCAUCCCGGGAAUGGUGGACUCUCUGAAUGCCGAAAUCUCCCUGGGCACCAUCGCUAAUGUACAAGAAGCAAUCCAAUGGCUCGGUUAUACUUACUUAUUUGUCCGAAUGCGAAAAGAGCCUUUCGUAUAUGGAAUGCGCCAUAACGAGCUCGAAGAUGAUCCACAACUUGGCAACAAGCGGAAUGAACUCAUCGUACAGGCGGCACGGCAGCUUUCGGCCGCCCUGAUGAUCAGAUUCGACGAGUUAUCCAACUCAUUCGUCAUCUCGGAUUUGGGUCGAAUAGCUGCCAAGUAUUACCUGAAAUACCAGAGUCUGAAGAUCUUCAACACCAUGUUCCACGCCAAAAUGAAGAACGCGGAUUUCUUUGCCAUGCUGUCCCAAGCUACAGAGUUCGACCAGAUCCAAAUCCGAGAGAGUGAGAUUCCCGAGUUGACAGCGAUUCUUGAGAGCGAUCACUGUCCAAUGGAGGUCAAGGGCGGAGUCAGCAACAAGCACGGCAAAGUCAACAUUUUACUGCAAGCCCACAUCUCGAAAGUGUACAUCGAAGACUUCGCCUUGGUAUCUGACGCAGCAUACGUCGCCCAGAAUGCCGCUCGUAUUAUCCGAGCCCUGCUGGAGAUAGCUCUUAGCCGCAAAUGGGCCAACAACGCUAUUCUCCUGAUUGAUCUCAGCAAAGCUAUUGAGCAGCGCAUGUGGCCGUACGAGCAUCCUCUCAAUCAAAUCCGUACGCUCCACGCGGAGACCCUACACAACCUGCAUCAGUAUGCGGAUGAUACUGAAAUCAACCAGAUCCGCGACAUGGAGGCAUCCGAGCUCGGGACACUUUUGCACAUGAACGAGCGACAUGGCACUGCCAUGAAGGAUGCCGCGCUCAUGUUCCCUACUGUCUCACUAGAUUUUGUCCUACGCCCUCUAAGCCACGAUGUCCUACAGAUCAACGUGCAGGUCACGCCGACAUUCACAUGGAACGCCAAGCUGUCCACCACGGUCGAGCCAUUCUAUAUCUGGGUCGAAGACGAAGAGCAUCUCAAUAUCUUAUCAUGGCGAUCUAUCCCGCUGCGCCCAAACACGACCAAGCUGGACCUCGAAUUCGUCAUCACCCUGAGCGACACUCUACCCUGGUCUCUGAACCUUGUAGCGGCAUCCGAUCGAUGGCUGGGCUCUGACGAUACUCGACUCGUCUCCUUAGAAGGUCUGAUCAUGCCUGAUCCUAGCCCAGAGUCCACUCAACUGCUCGACAUUCCAUAUUUACCAAUAUCAUGCUUGGAUGAUCCUCAAUUGCAAAAGUCAUACUCGCCAUUCGUCAGCACACUGAAUAACAUACAAUCUCAGGCGUUCUGGAGCCUGUAUCAUACGAAUCAUAACGCUAUCAUUUCUGCACCUGUAUCAUGUGGAAAAUCGCUCCUAGGGGAAGUGGCCAUGUGGCACGCUUUCCGUCACGAUCCCAACACAUCGGUUCUGAUCGUCGUGCCCCGUCACCAGUCGAUUCGCGAGACGGUCUCGCGCCUCAGGAGUAUUACUCGGCAGAGAGGCAUAAGCGUCAUGCCCUUGACACAUCCGAACGAUUUCGUCCACUUCGCACAAACUCAAAGCGUCGUCGGGGUCGCAAGUCCGUCAGCUUUUCUGCAACUCAACGCUUCAGACGCAUUUCAGGUGGCACGAAAGCCGUCGCUGGUGAUCCUCGAAGAUCUGCAUCUCCUAGACGAGGAAUAUGAAAUCUCGGUAGCCCGUAUACUCUCAAUUGCUAUGCCUGCCCGGACCCGCAUAGUCGGUCUCACCUCAUCAAUCAACGACCCGUGGGAUCUCGCCAAAUGGCUUGGCGUAGAUGCCGCAUUCUGCUUUGCUUUUUAUCCUCGUGAUCGAAGCACGCCCCUUCUUGUCUCGAUCAAGUCUUUCACCAUCCCCCACUCUGCCACGUUGCUCAAGAGCAUGAUCAAACCAGCCUACGAUGUGAUCAAGAUGACAUCUCCAAUUGGCGCCACAAUCAUUUUUGCUCCCUCUCGCGGGGCCUGUAGGACCGUCGCAACGGACUUGGUAACUCAAUCUGGCACCGAGUUAGAUCUCAAUGGGUUCCUGACUACGUCGAGGGAAAAUGUCGAGCCUUAUUUGCAGCAACUGCGCGAUCAGGCCUUAUAUGAACCUCUUCUACACGGAAUCGGAUAUGCUAUCCCUGGAGGUCACCCAUCCGACUUUACCCUCGUCUUGUCCCUGUUCGCGAGCGGCAUCCUCAAAUCUCUGAUUGUGCCCCGUGAAUCAUGUUGGACUCUUCCUCUGAGAGCCGCAUCGGUCAUCAUUCUCGGUGCACAAUAUGCAAUUGGCUCCCGGUCCGGUGAUCGACAGAUCAUCAAUUACUCGAGAACUGAAUUGGUCAAGAUGCAAGGUUUCGCUGUGCAGUCUGCCAAUCACAUUGCAGGAGAAGGUCGAGUCUUUGUCAUGUGCCAAUCAGAGCAGUCGGCUACGAUCUCUCGAGUGCUGAACGAAGGGUUGCCUUUGGAGUCAGCCCUACCAUCCUUGCUAAAACGUACGAGUCGUCCCGAAGCCGUUGACGCACUCUCUCGCAUGAUCAAACCGCGUCCGGCUCCACCUCCACCUCAGAUCAAUCGACGACGUGUCUCGGAUCUUCGAAAGCGAGAUAUCAUGGACUUGAUUGGCUGGACUUAUUUUGCGCACCGACUGCAGUCUAAUCCGACAUAUUAUGAUCUGACUCGGGGAUCCGAGGCAGAACAAGUGAGCCGCUUGAUCGACCAGUGGAUAGCAAGCAGUGGCGAUGAGUAUGGUCCGAUUCUCAGCGCCUCGUCGAGCUCGGCGGGUUCUAGAAUACCUUCGGUGAGGUCGACGGAGACCAGCACAACCGCUUCGGCAUCACAAGCCAUGACUCGUCAAGAUAGUGGACAAGGGAAUGUGGAGGGAGAGAUCGUAAACGAAGUACCUGGCUCUGCCCAUGUCCACAGAGACGGUGAGAGUCUGUGAAAAGCAUGGUACGAUUUUGAGAUGUAUGUGAUCGAGUCACGCAUACAUGCGCCGUUCUCAGGCGAUAGGGGGAGGGGCAAAAUCGCGGCCGAGGCGCGCCGUGUCCGGCACAUGAUAGGUUUGUGUGUGGAUGAGUAACCCAAAUAGCCGUCGGUCUAAAACGCUUCCAUUAGCAGGCGUACGUAUUGAACCAUACGAGCGGUCGAGGUUCCUUUACGAGCGAGAUAAUGAUGCAUGAGGACAUGUCGGAAGUCAUUUUCCCCGAGGGCCGGGCC